AUGGCAAAAAAAGAAACCGACAAAAUUUCUUCAUUACCCGAAGAGCUUCUUCUCAACAUUGUUUCCUCGCUUCCUUUCAAAGAAGCAGCGAAAACAUGUAUCCUCUCCAAGAAGUGGUUGAAGAUGUGGCAAUCUACCAACACAGUGAACAACAACCAACUCGAAUGCAACAACGUUGAAGUACCGCAAAGGAAGGCUUUCAAGAACUUCAUCAAGAUCUGGAUCACAUUGCACAAAAACCACCAUCUCCACGACAAAUUCACCCUCAGGGUUUCCCCUCCUUCGAACUGCUGUGACAUCGUUGGAGCCUACGUCGAUUUUGCCGUAGAGGACGGCGUGAAAGAUUUGGAACUCGAUUUCGCCGAAGCGCAGUGGGAGGACGAACAUCCUGAAGAGAAUAUCCACGAUGCCUCGGUUGAAUUUCCGAGACACCUUUACGAGAACAAGAAACUGCACCAGAAGCUCGAGAGUUUGAAACUGCACUCGUGCAGUUUCGAAACAAAAAAUUUCGCCAAGUUUGUGGCACUGAAAGAUGUGACUCUUGCUUGGAUUCCGUUGAAAUUGGAAUCGAUUAGGACGCUGUUAUCGACGUGCGAGUGGAUGGAGAGUUUGAGCCUGAAGAACUGUUGGGAUAUUGAAUCGUUUGAUGUAAAGAAAUUGAAACUGAAGAAGUUGGUGAUUGAUAGGUGCAUAAUUGGAACCGAUUAUAUUGGUUUUGAGGCGCCAAAUUUGAAGGUUUUCAAGUACUGUGGUACAGUGCCGCCGGUGUCUGAAGUAAAGGUGGAAGCUGGUACCAUAGAGGAGGCAGAUCUUGAUUUAAGCCCCAUGGAUGAGUUCUUUGAAUGUGGCAACGAACUUCAGAAUUUUCUUCAAGAUUUCUUUGCGGUCAAUGUUCUUACAGUUUGCAGCGUGAUUCUUCAGGUGAUUCCUUCGGGAGAUGAACCGGUGAGGCUACCAGGGGGUUUAAGGGUGAGACACUUGAAGAUGAAAAUCCAAAUGCAUCCUCAAGAAUUUUGCGGAUUCCUUUGGUUUCUCAACAGUUGUCGUAGGUUGACCAAAGUUACCAUAGACCUUCACCACUGCAAUAUCCUCUCCGAAUAUGAAGCUCCUUAUGAUGUGGAUCUUAAGAAUUUCUGGAAGAGGUUGCCAGUGCCAACUUGCUUCAGAAGAAGUCUCAGGGAAGUAGAAAUGAAUGGGUUUAUAGCAACAAGCGACCAACUCUAUGCAUGCUCCUAUUUCAUCAGUGCGGCUUCAAUUUUGAGGAAGCUCAGCAUCAAUGUUUUGAAUAACAAGAAUGAUGACCCUCACACGGUGGAGAUGCGUCGUAUUUUAGCAUCGCAAUUGCUCCAUAUUCCAAAGGCUUCAAGAAAUUUGGCCAUAAUAAUUCGUUGA
Molecule: messenger RNA, 1392 nt
Organism: Arachis stenosperma
Lineage: Eukaryota; Viridiplantae; Streptophyta; Magnoliopsida; Fabales; Fabaceae
Product: putative F-box protein At3g29830
Exons: 3
Coding region: 1-1392 (463 amino acids)
Molecular function (GO): protein binding
Source: RefSeq, a predicted model, not a curated record